AUGUCCGAGACACGAUAUGCCCCGGUGGUUUGUCUUUGCCAAGCGUUCGGAUGCAAGCAACAGCGAUUCCGGGACAGAGAAGGCAACUGGCAACCCGGCGCAGUAAUUGCUCAGUCCACUCGAGCCAAGCACCUUGAAGCCGACAACCUCUUUGCCGCACGAUAUGGAGGAGACCAAGAUUCUGAAGAUGAACUCGACUUGGACAAGGACAAAAACGACGACAGUGACCAGAGAUCUGACCGCUCGGAUGAACGCCGUUCUAACCAAAGCCACAACGUGUCCGAGCUAGACCUUCAAGAAAUUGGCAUCUCAUCCAGUAGUCCCAGCCCCGAAAUCACAGGCGACUCACCGCGAAUCCCAGAUUUAAACAUCCUUGACUGCCGGCGGUACUACAAGUUCAGCCUCAGGCAUGCCGACCCGUCAGUCCUGCAUCUUUCACUCCUCGCGGGCAUGUUAGCCAUUUUCGAUCACUCGUCCUACGCUACGUCGGGCUGGAUUUUGAAGUGCGGCCAAGAUCUUCUUAGGCUUACCGCUUCUUGUGGACUCGGCCAACCUCGAAAAAAGGACGAAUCCCUCCAUUUCCGUCAAAAAGACACCCUCAAAACCCUCCCUGUUGAUAUCCGAACCGUCUUUGACUGGAUGCAGAUUGAUCCGAUCCUAGUCACGGUCGUCUGCUGUCCAGUGUGUUUUGCCAUGUACCCCAAGCCCGACAUCCCCAAGAAAAAAGCCUCCAAGGCCCCACAGAUCCCACCUGCUCCGAUUGGCCCCACGCAAUGCAUUAGUUCGGCGUUUGCUAAUGACAAGGAUGAUACAACGGAAGAUGAUGAUCCUGGCGUGUCAGAUCCAGAUGAAAAUCCGAGCCCGAAGCGCCCCCCACAGUCAGAACUGAACGAUAUGAACAAAGAUCGCCGAAACCCAAAUCUUGCCAUGCCUCCUCCAAGCCCAACUCAAAUGGAAGACGAAGGCACCCCCUUUCUAAACAUCAAUUUCCCUACCACCGAUAGCGACAAUUCAUUCAAUCCCGACCUCACCGCCGAAGGCUGGGACACAGGCGAGCUCGAAAUCACUUUCCUCACUAACUUUUGCCGCAUCGGCAACUUGAAGACGUUACUUUCUGCGCCAGAAAAGCUCCCGGAUAAUAUAAAGCCUCUGAUCCCUCAAUUGGAAGCUUAUUAUGAUCCGAUCCCGGACCCUCUCAAACCUCAACUUAUGCCUAAAAGCCGCGAAGGUUUUCUUGACUCGGAAACGCUAGACAUUCUAACCAAGCGACUAAACGAGCUGUAUCCAUGCCCCUCUGGUACGACUUGGAUUACAUCCAAAGAGUGGUCGAAGAAGCGCAAAUCUGAAGCAGGAAGGUUCCUCUCCGUUACUUCUGGGAUAGAAAAUCUGUCGGAUUGCUUAAUCAACGGCGUGAUAUUCUCCACCUCUCGAGAGAAUCCGAGCAACAGUGUGGUUGCCCUUCGAGCCGGUUGUGCGCCUCAGUACGGAAUCAUCGAAAAAAUCUUUCAGCAUCGCCGAACCUUAAAGGAUGGUACCAGCACUUCCGACACAUGGCUGGUAAUCCAACCUCUCUUACCUUGUAAAUUUUCCAGCCCGUUUGCAGGGAUAUCAAAGUUUGAUCUACAAGUUGAGCUCAGGAGUGUUCAUACUGAAACACUGUAUGUGAAUCACACCCGGGAGAUCCUUGCACACUGUGCAUGGAUCAAGUAUAAAGGUUCUGAAAUUUCGCCCCUCAUCAAGAAUGAACACAUUGCACUAGUCUCACUGGAUCGAUAA
Puccinia triticina is the source of this 1776-nucleotide messenger RNA. RefSeq lists its product as uncharacterized. The transcript has 5 exons. Bases 1 to 1776 code for a protein of 591 amino acids. NCBI's taxonomy places the organism in Eukaryota, Fungi, Basidiomycota, Pucciniomycetes, Pucciniales, Pucciniaceae. The record is from RefSeq and is a predicted model, not a curated record.